GUCCCCAUGGAGUGGGAGUCGUGGAGCGCAGUCGCCGAGCAGUAGCUGCAGCAGUGGGAUGUUUACCUGGCGGUGCCUCAUCCUUUGGGCUGUGCUGGUCGCAGCCGCGCUCUCCGCUGCCCGGCCGGCCCCCAGCCUGCCCGACCAAGCUCUGCCCAAAGCAAAAAUCGAAGUGGAGUCCUACUCGGCCCACCCCGGUGACCUCCUCCAGCUGCGCUGCCGGCUGCGGGAUGACGUCCAGAGCAUCAACUGGGUGCGCGACGGCGUCCAGCUGGCCGAGAACAACCGGACGCGCAUUACCGGGGAGGAGGUAGAGGUCAGGGAUGCGGUGCCCGAGGACUCGGGGCUCUAUGCCUGCAUGACCAACAGCCCCUCAGGGAGUGAGACCACCUACUUCUCCGUGAACGUCUCAGACGCGCUGCCCUCUGCGGAGGAUGAUGAUGACGAAGAUGAUUCCUCGUCGGAGGAGAAGGAGGCAGAUAACACCAAGCCAAACCAGGCCAUUGCUCCAUACUGGACCUACCCUGAGAAGAUGGAGAAGAAGCUCCACGCUGUCCCUGCCGCCAAAACGGUGAAAUUCAAGUGUCCCUCGAGCGGGACACCCAACCCCACGUUGCGCUGGCUGAAGAACGGCAAAGAGUUCAAACCUGACCACCGCAUCGGGGGGUACAAGGUCCGCCAGGCGACGUGGAGCAUCAUCAUGGACUCGGUGGUGCCAUCUGAUAAGGGCAACUACACCUGCAUCGUGGAGAACAAGUACGGGAGCAUCAACCACACCUACCAGCUGGAUGUCGUGGAGCGCUCCCCGCAUCGGCCCAUCCUGCAGGCAGGGCUGCCUGCCAACAAGACCGUGGCCCUCGGCAGCAACGUGGAGUUUGUCUGCAAGGUCUACAGUGACCCCCAGCCACACAUCCAGUGGCUGAAGCACAUCGAGGUGAACGGCAGCAAGAUUGGCCCCGACAACCUGCCCUACGUGCAGAUCCUGAAGACGGCUGGUGUUAACACGACAGACAAAGAAAUGGAAGUCCUUCACUUAAGGAAUGUCUCAUUUGAGGAUGCUGGGGAGUAUACAUGUUUGGCGGGUAAUUCUAUUGGGAUCUCCCAUCACUCUGCAUGGUUGACAGUUCUCGAAGCUAUUGAAGACACCCCAGCCAUGAUGACAUCCCCCUUCUACCUGGAGAUCAUCAUCUACUGCAUCGGGGCCUUCCUCAUCUCCUGCAUGGUGGUGACCAUCAUCAUCUACAAGUUGAAGAGCACCACCAAGAAGACGGACUUCAACAGCCAGCUGGCCGUGCACAAGCUGGCCAAGAGCAUCCCCCUGCGCAGACAGGUAACAGUGUCGGCCGACUCCAGCUCCUCCAUGAACUCGGGCGUGAUGCUGGUGCGGCCCUCCCGGCUCUCCUCCAGCGGCACCCCCAUGCUGGCCGGCGUCUCCGAGUACGAGCUCCCCGAGGACCCGCGCUGGGAGCUGCCCCGGGACAGGCUGAUCCUGGGCAAGCCCCUGGGAGAAGGGUGCUUUGGGCAGGUGGUGCUGGCAGAAGCCAUUGGCCUCGACAAGGACAAGCCCAACCGGGUGACCAAGGUGGCGGUGAAGAUGCUCAAGUCCGACGCCACAGAGAAGGACUUGUCUGACCUCAUCUCUGAGAUGGAGAUGAUGAAAAUGAUUGGCAAGCACAAGAACAUCAUCAACCUGCUGGGAGCCUGCACGCAGGACGGUGAGGGACCCCUCUAUGUGAUUGUGGAGUACGCCAGCAAGGGCAACCUGCGGGAGUACCUGCAAGCCCGGCGGCCCCCGGGCAUGGAGUACUGCUACAACCCCACCCGUGUCCCCGAGGAGCAGCUCUCCUUCAAGGACCUGGUCUCCUGCGCCUACCAGGUGGCCCGGGGCAUGGAGUACCUGGCCUCCAAGAAGUGCAUCCACAGGGACCUGGCGGCCCGGAACGUGCUGGUGACGGAGGACAACGUGAUGAAGAUCGCGGACUUCGGGCUGGCCCGCGACAUCCACCACAUCGAUUACUACAAGAAGACGACAAAUGGUCGCCUGCCGGUGAAGUGGAUGGCCCCUGAAGCCCUCUUUGACCGAAUCUACACCCACCAGAGCGAUGUGUGGUCCUUCGGGGUGCUGCUGUGGGAGAUCUUCACGCUGGGCGGGUCUCCCUACCCCGGUGUGCCCGUCGAGGAGCUUUUCAAGCUGCUGAAGGAAGGUCACAGGAUGGACAAGCCCAGCAACUGCACCAACGAGCUGUACAUGAUGAUGAGGGAUUGCUGGCACGCUGUGCCUUCCCAGAGACCCACCUUCAAGCAGCUGGUAGAAGACCUGGACAGGAUCGUGGCCAUGACCUCCAACCAGGAGUACCUGGACCUCUCCAUGCCGCUGGAUCAGUAUUCCCCCGGCUUCCCGGACACCCGCAGCUCCACCUGCUCCUCGGGAGAGGACUCUGUUUUUUCCCACGACCCCCUCCCGGACGAGCCGUGCCUUCCCAAGUUCCCCCCUCAGCACACCAACGGUGGACUGAAGCGACACUGAGGGUGGCACUGCGGGUGGGACCAUGCCGUGCCGUGCCACGCUGUGCCAUGCCCUGCCCUGCCGUGCCUGUGGACGCUGCCUGCGCGGUCUGGUUGUGCUGAGCUGCUGCAGAAGGGGUUCAGAGACACCUGUAGCAUCUCAUGUAACCAAAACCACCCACCUCCUGCCAGCUUCUCCUGCCGCCUCAUGUCAGCUCUCCGUAGCCUAAAGGGUCCGUUCCGGUGUUUUCAUGGCGUUUCCCCCCUUUUUUUUUUUUAAAACCUCUUUUCCAUGAAUUCUGUGCUUGAAUAUUCCCACUUGGUUGAGCUGAAAUCGCCUGCCACUGGGGGCAGAGCCUGGCUGGGGAGCCAGACAGGCAUCCCGGGAUGGCACAUCCUGACAG
Messenger RNA from Lepidothrix coronata (blue-crowned manakin), 2909 nucleotides. RefSeq names its product fibroblast growth factor receptor 1 (gene FGFR1). The coding region runs from base 59 to 2527 and encodes 822 amino acids. Gene Ontology annotation, molecular function: fibroblast growth factor binding; ATP binding; fibroblast growth factor receptor activity. The transcript has 17 exons. Gene Ontology annotation, cellular component: signaling receptor complex; membrane. The record is from RefSeq and is a predicted model, not a curated record. Gene Ontology annotation, biological process: protein phosphorylation; positive regulation of kinase activity; multicellular organism development. NCBI's taxonomy places the organism in Eukaryota, Metazoa, Chordata, Aves, Passeriformes, Pipridae.